AUGUUAACACUACCAUUUGAUGAGUCUGUUGUAAUGCCAGAAUCCCAGAUGUGCAGAAAGUUUUCCAGAGAAAGUGAGGACCAAAAGCAAAUUAAGAAGCCAGAAAGCUUUUCAAAGCAGAUUGUACUCCGAGGAAAGAAUAUCAAAAGGGCCACUGGAGAAGACACAGAAAAAGAAGAGGAGGAAGAAGACAGAGAGGAGGAGGAUGAGAAUGGUUUGCCUAGAAGGAGGGGCCUUAGGAAAAAAAAGACAACCAAGAUAAGAGUGGAAAGGGUCAAAUUCAGGCGGCAAGAAGCCAAUGCUAGAGAAAGGAACAGGAUGCAUGGCCUUAAUGAUGCUCUGGACAAUUUAAGAAAAGUGGUCCCUUGUUAUUCAAAAACACAAAAACUGUCUAAAAUAGAAACUUUAAGACUAGCCAAAAACUAUAUUUGGGCUCUUUCUGAAAUCCUGCGUAUUGGCAAGAGACCUGACCUGCUCACGUUCGUCCAAAACUUGUGCAAAGGUCUAUCCCAGCCAACUACAAACUUGGUGGCAGGGUGCCUGCAGCUGAAUGCCAGAAGUUUCUUGAUGGGUCAGACGGGGGAAAGUGCCCAUCACACAAGGUCACCAUAUUCCAGCUUCUAUCCUCCCUAUCACAGUCCUGAGCUCAGUACUCCCCCGGGGCAUGGAACUCUUGACAAUUCCAAGUCUAUGAAACCCUACAAUUACUGCAGUGCUUACGAAUCUUUCUAUGAAAGCACUUCCCCUGAGUGUGCCAGCCCACAGUUUGAAGGUCCCUUAAGUCCUCCCCCAAUUAACUAUAAUGGGAUAUUUUCCCUGAAGCAAGAAGAUGCCUUGGACUAUGGCAAAAAUUACAAUUAUGGCAUGCAUUACUGUGCAGUGCCACCCAGGGGUCCCCUUGGGCAGAGCUCCAUGUUCAGGUUGCCUACCGAGAGCCACUUCCCUUACGACUUACAUCUGCGCAGCCAGUCUCUCACCAUGCAAGAUGAAUUAAAUGCAGUUUUUCAUAAUUAA
Molecule: messenger RNA, 1014 nt
Organism: Emys orbicularis (European pond turtle)
Lineage: Eukaryota; Metazoa; Chordata; Testudines; Emydidae
Gene: NEUROD6
Product: neuronal differentiation 6
Exons: 1
Coding region: 1-1014 (337 amino acids)
Biological process (GO): axon development; sensory organ development; positive regulation of transcription by RNA polymerase II
Cellular component (GO): nucleus
Molecular function (GO): DNA-binding transcription factor activity, RNA polymerase II-specific; E-box binding; protein dimerization activity
Source: RefSeq, a predicted model, not a curated record